CAGCAGCAGAUGGUGGCGCUUUGUUAGCGCAGCUGGGCCAAGGAAUCUGUCCAGCUGCUCCUGCGAAUCUUCCCGUUAUGUGAUGGCAUCUGCGGUACUUUCCCCGCCGCUGCCAGGGUGAGGGCGCAGUUCGGUUGAGUACGAUGACGCCCGGGCUGUGCUGCCAGCAGUAGCACGCCUCCCGGCUCCACGUGGGUCGCAGUGCAGCGGCCGCUGCUGGGAGAGUGCGCACGGCGCUGGCUGGGGAGGAAGCGGGAAGGAAGCCAGACCCUGCUGCUGCUCUGACGUGAUCGGGUGUUUGACGGAGAGCACGGGAAGCGCCCAGGCUGCGCGGCGUCUGCCUGUCCUGCUGCCGACCGGCCGGCUCAGCCGUAUGUGAGGCUUGGAUGGCUUGUGACAAAGGUCGGUGUGUAGAAUGACUAAGCAUCCACCAAACCGAAGGGGGAUUGCCUUUGAGGUUGGAGCACAACUGGAAGCACGUGAUCGGUUGAAGAAAUGGUAUGCUGCCCAUAUUGAAGAAAUAGACUAUGAAGAAGGUAAGGUGCUAAUCCAUUUUAAACGCUGGAAUCACCGAUAUGAUGAGUGGUUUUGCUGGGACAGCCCUUACCUUCGUCCUUUAGAGAAGAUCCAGCUAAGGCGAGAAGGCUUGGUUGAAGAGGAGCCUCCUGUGGUGUUUCGUGUAAAUGAACAAGUAUUGGCUUGUUGGUCUGACUGCCGAUUCUACCCGGCAAAAGUAACAUCUGUCAACAGGGAUGGCACCUACACUGUCAAAUUUUUUGAUGGUGUUAUUCAAACAGUUAAAAAUAUUCACGUGAAGGCCUUCUCCAAAGAUCAGGCCAAUGUCGCUCGUUCAAAGCAGCGAGAAAGGCCCACGGAAAGCACUUCACCUUCUGAUAAGCAUAGUGGGAAAUUUAGAGAACAGAAAAAAACUUCAGAGAAUAGCACUGUUGAAAAAGAGAAACCUCCGACCACCGAUAAAAAAGCAGCCCAGCCUGAUAAGGACAAGAAGCCAAAAACCUGUGAGAAGAGCAAGCUUCCUAUUGUAAAAAAUGAGAAAGAGGACAAAGAAAACAUAUCUGAAAAUGAAAGAGAGUCUUCUGCAGAAACCCGCACAGAGGAGAGGAGUGGGCAUAAUGACAGCUCGAAAGCACCACAUGAAAAUGGUGACCGCAGGAAGAAGCGGGAUCUUUCAGCCUCUCUCUCAUCUUCUGACCAAGCUUCACAAACCCUUCAGCCAGUAACGUUGGAGCUAAGAAGAAGGAAGAUCUCAAUAGCGUCAGAAAUUCCUGUCAAACGACCACGGCUGGAAAAAAGAAAGAAUGCUGCUUUAGAGGCACAUGAAAAAAAUGAAAAUGUAUCGCUUGGAGAACCACAGUCUUAUACUGAGGAUGGGGAGGAUGAAAAGCUCAUUAGACCUACUAAGCCAUCUCCAAGCAGGAAUCAGGAGGACCUGUGUGUCUUGGAGGCACCAGCACCAUCUGCACCAGUGGAGGACUCGCUGUCUGACAGUGUUUCAGUUGUGAAACAGGAAGGGAAGACUGAAGACUCUCUUGCUGUGGUCCCCGAGCCUCCCGAUGUAAAGAAUGUGCAAUCUUCAGAGGAUAUUACGGAGUCUGCCUCAGCUGGUGUUCUGGACAGUCUCCCAGAACAUAAAUCUGACAAUCUCAAAGAGAUUCCUGCACUGAAUGAAAUUCAGAUGAUCACUGCACUAUCAGCUCCUAUGAAGCGGAAACCACGAUCUGACAAUUCUGCUAAAUACAGUAGAGAACCUUUAACAAAUACUUUGAAGAAACCUGAUGAUAUAGCUCCCAAAGCUGUGACCAUGGAACUGGAUCCUAACAGGUUUAAAUGCAAGAUUUUGGAUUGCAACAAAUCUUUUCGCAAAGCCAAACUGCUGCAUUACCAUAUGAAGUAUUUCCAUGGAGUUGAAAAGGCAGAGCAGGAUCAGAGCCCUAUGACCAGGCAUAUGCAGACAAGAGGCUCUUUAGCUCAUGAAAAGGCCAACCAGCAAACCUCAAAGAGGAGACGCACCACCUCUGGUUCUCUGCAACCCAAUACACUUCAGACCUCUCUAAGAAGUUUGUCCCAUGAUGGCAAAGACAGACGACACUCAACUCCAGCGACAAACAGCUCAAAUGCCUGUCGUGCUUCACUUAAAGAGAAGAGUAAGGAAAAUCAAAUCCAGAAGUUCCAUUGCAAGCCAGAGAAAGUUUUAGAUAGUGUUAAAGAAAAAGUACAAGAGAAGUGCAAAGACUUUCUGAGCCUGCAACCCAAGAGGAAAAAUAAAAGAUCAAAGUCAGAUCUGUCUAGCAGUGAGGAAACCGUUACUGUUCCAAAGGAGCUGUCAUCCCCCCAAAAAUCCCCCAUAAAGCUUAAUAACAAUUGUAAGAUUCCAUGUUCUAUAAAAACCUCAGAUAAUGGGAAGCGGCGAGAUACAGCCAAAAUAAGUGAUGAGGAAACACUAAGUGAUUCAUGCACAGAAAGCCUGCUUUGGAGUGAUGAUGAUUAUAAUGAAGAGAUUGAUGUAACAAAUGCUGACGAGGAAAUGCAGGAGGAAGAGGGUGACUGUGAAAUUGUGCGCUGCAUGUGUGAGGUGCAGGAGGAAAAUGACUUCAUGAUUCAAUGUGAAGAAUGCUUGUGCUGGCAGCAUGGUGUCUGCAUGGGGUUAUUAGAAGACAAUGUCCCUGAAAAAUAUACCUGUUAUAUAUGCCAAGAUCCCCCAGGUCAGCGCCUGAGUCUGAAGUACUGGUAUGACAAAGAGUGGCUGAAUGAAGGUCACAUGCAUGGUUUGUCAUUUCUAGAGGAAAACUAUUCUCAUCAGAAUGCAAAGAAAAUUGUGGCCACACACCAACUCUUGGGAGAUGUGCAGCGUGUUAUUGAGGUUUUGCAUGGGCUACAGCUGAAGAUGAGCAUAUUGCAAAGCAAGGAGCAUCCAGACCUUAAAUUCUGGGGUCAGCCGUGGAAGCAGCGUAUGAUGAACAACAAAUGUUACCUUAGACAAAGCAUGGAGGAGAACUCCUGCAAAGCAGACUCCACUAACUACAGGACUUACAAUGGUGCAGUGGAUAAACCUUCAUCUAUACCUUAUGUGGAGGAAUCUUAUAUCACCAGUGAGCACUGUUACCAAAAACCUCGGACCUAUUACCCUGCAGUAGAGCAGAGACUGGUUGUAGAAACACGGAGUUCGUCAUUGGAUGGUGGAGUAGAUCGAAUACGGCAAAGCAGGGAAGAUUCCAUUGCAGAAAGGCUUGGAUGGGAGUUAGACAGAGAAUUGCUAAAGACCGAGAGUGAGUCCAAGCAUAAUUACUGUAAGGUCAGAGACUGCUUGUCAAAGAGGAAUCCACCUCAGGAGUCACCACAUGCACAGCCCAUGGACAAUGGUGAUGCUACAGUCAGCUCACAGCUACAGUGGCAAUUGAAUCUGCUGGCACAUCUGGAGUCCCUGCAGGAUGAAGUCACUCAUAGAAUGGAUUUUAUAGAGAAAGAACUUGAUGUUCUAGAGAGUUUCUUGGAUUAUACCGGAGAACUGGAGCCUCCAGAACCACUUGCGCGGCUUCCUCAACUGAAGCAUAGGAUCAAACAACUUCUAAUGGACCUUGGCAAAGUGGAGCAAAUUGCUCUUUGUUCUACAUGAAAAGACUAGAGUUGGUGAUGGAAACAGCUCGUCAUAACAGAAUCAAGGUCUUUCAGUACUGCAAAGCCUUGAGUAAAAUAUGCAGACUGUGUGUUCUGUGGACAGACUGCUGGCUUAAUGGAGGAUAUUAGUACAAAGGAGCAGGUUGCUCAUACUAUUUGGUAACAGGCUAGAAUAUUACCGGAAUGUAAUGAAGCUUGUAAAAAACGUUUUGUUUUUCUUAGUUGUCCUAAAUUGUUAGUUCAUAUUUUAGUUCUCUUAUGUCUGUGUCUUUUUUGCUUGAGUGUCUUUCUUUUCUAUCUUUUCCUUUCUUUCCUUUGCUUUCUUUCCUAUCCUUUAAAGGUAUUCUUCAUACAUUAUUAUUGUUGGAGCAAGAUAGAUAACAAAUGAGUUGGGUAACAAUAACUUAGUCUAAACUAACCUUAAAUAUUGCCACUAACAGAACAGCUUAGGGAGCCAAAAAAUGUUCUAGUUUUGAUAACCUGAUUGUUAGACCUCUUUGUUUUUUUUUUUCUUCCCUCUUAAGUGGUUACCAACUUACCUCCUUUACUAGAUGCAUUUUGCAGUAUUUAAUCACGGAGAAUUUGUUGUCCUGACUUCUUGCUUAAAUAUUCCAAUAAGACAUUUUCUUUUUGUUUUGUUCUGUUGUUGCAAUGUUUUGUAGGCAUUAUGUUCUAAAUAAUUUGCUUUUGAACUUGCUGUAUUGGUACAUGAGCACCGUUCUGCUAUUACUAGGGCACGACUUAAGAAUACUUGGUAAAUGGUCUAUGUAAUGCUUUUUGUAUAAUUAUGGUGUAUUAACUUAUGGUCAAGCUGUGCCUACAGAGUGAGGGAACUAAACAUAUAUGGUAUUUUAUUAAAUGUGCUGUGUAAUACAGCAUUACAAAUUGUCUCAAUGUAAAAUGAGUGAAUUGGUAAUGGACUUUGCCUUCAGGACUAACCUAGUAUGAACAGUUGAUCACAGAACUGGUACUUUGCUUGUAUGACUUAUAAAGAGCACUUGAAGGUUGAUUAUUCAAAAGUUAUUUCUGGAAGCUAUAACAUCCAGUUGAACUUUGCUUUUUUAGGCGUAGGGUCUUGUAUGAAUGUACUAAAGCCACAAAAUUUAUGCACAAAUGUCCCUGUUCUAUAGAUUAUUUACAGCAUGAUUUUCUUUUUUUUCUUUUUUUAUAGUAUGUAUGUUUAUUUAUUACCCUGUCGCUGCUUGAAGAAAGGAUGUGGCAGGGCUAAGUGUGAGCUCGUCAUUAUUUUUCAAAGCUUGUUUUUGUUUUGUGAGAUCAACAUGAUUGAAUGUUUAAGUCGAUAUGGUGGGCAGAAUGCCAGUGGUAGUGCACAGCUCUAAGUAUCUGUGUAAGAGAUAAUCAAAUAGUUAUGGGAUUUUAUUUUAAUCUGGCUACGCUUAUUUAGGGGCAUGAUUUAUUUGCCUACAAAUGCAACCCAUUCACAUAAAUUCAGAAAAUUAUGUAAAACAUGCCUAGUAGCGUUUUUGUAUGUGUGGUGCAUUUUAAGUAAAAAAUAAAUAAAUAUAUAUAUAUAUAUAUAUAUAUAUUAAAAUAAAGAGGGCAUGCUAAAUCUCCAGCAACCUAGAUAGAUGCCAAUUAUCAUUUUGUUAUACUACGCCUUUCAGCUUAUGUAUAAACAGUGUUCUAUUUGUGUUGUAAAUUAUCCUUAUUUUUAUUUUCUUCCUUUUGUACUCCUGAAAACAAAUUUGUCUCACGAUGUUUUUGUGUUUGAAAACAAAAGUUGUUUUGAUAACACUCAAAUUUGUGUAAAUCUUAUAGACUAAAUUAAUUUCCCUGAAGACUAGUUUGGUUGGCUAUUUUUUUGUGUUAUAAAAGUGAAAAUAUAGUCAUGCUUUAAAUGCAGUGGAUUGUAAAUUAUUUAGUGGUAUGAAGCAGAGCCACAAUAUCCCCCCUUUUUUUCUCUCCCCCCCCCCCCCCCCCCCCUAAGCUGCUUUGAAGUUUUUCGUUUAGAGAGGAGUUUUUCCUUUUUGAAACUGUUCUUCCUAAAAAUAAAUAUAUAUUUAACUUUGUUUCUGAA
Messenger RNA from Pseudophryne corroboree (corroboree frog), 5674 nucleotides. RefSeq names its product PHD finger protein 20 (gene PHF20). The coding region runs from base 416 to 3634 and encodes 1072 amino acids. Gene Ontology annotation, biological process: regulation of transcription by RNA polymerase II. Gene Ontology annotation, cellular component: MLL1 complex; NSL complex. The record is from RefSeq and is a predicted model, not a curated record. Lineage: Eukaryota; Metazoa; Chordata; Amphibia; Anura; Myobatrachidae. The transcript is spliced from 20 exons.